AUGCCAGCCAACAAGCAGCGACCGCCGUUCCGUGCAGAGCAUCUGGGCUCACUACUCCGCCCGCAAGAGCUCACCGAGAAGCGUCUUAAGCUUGCCGACGUAAAGGCCAUCGAUGUUGCUAAGGACGGGGAGUUGCACUCCAUCGAGGAUAAUGCCAUUGAUGAGAUUGUCAAACUGCAGCUAGACCUCGGGUUCCAUGCUAUCAACGAUGGCGAGUAUCGGCGACAUCAAUUCUGGGGAACCUUCUUCCCUAACCUUGAGGGAUUCGAAGAGAUCAUGGAACCAGAGUGGGAUAUGUUCCGGCUGUACGUCCCUGACACCGCCGCGUUUACUGAGAAGGGCCAUAAGCCCGGCGAAACAAUUGUUUGCGUUGGCAAAAUUAAGCAUGUCGGAAGUGCAUACUUGUCCGACUGGAACUAUCUUAAGAAAUUAGUCCCCGCCGACAGAGUGAAGGAUUUGAAGAUAACGCUCGCCGCCCCCGAAUGGUAUCAUCUGAGAUACAAGAAGGGCAAAGCGUAUCCGAAGGAAGUGUACGCUAACGACGAGGAGUACUUUGCCGAUAUUGCCAAAGCCUACCAAACUGAGUUGCAGCUUCUAUAUGACAACGGUUGCCGAAACGUGACCAUUGACGACCCGAAUUUGGCUUACUUUUGCGACGAGAAGAUGUUGGCUGGCUUCAAGGCGGAUGGGGAGGAUUCCGAUGCUCUCCUCGACUCGUAUAUCAAAUUAUACAACGACUGUGUAUCGUCUCGCCCGGCUGACAUGCACCUGGGCAUCCACCUCUGUAGGGGCAACUUCGCAUACAGUAAACACUUCUCAGAGGGAGGAUACGAUCGAAUUGCAACGAAGCUCUUUAACAACAUCGAUGCCGACACAUACUUCUUAGAAUACGACACGGAGCGAGCAGGUAAUUUUGAGCCUUUGAAGGAGCUGCCACCACAUAAAAAUGUCGUCCUAGGCGUCAUCACUAGCAAGUUCCCUGAGCUCGAGGACAUUGACGAGACACGCAAUAGGGUGUUCCAAGCAGCUGAUAUCAUCGCGAGUGGCGCUGGUCAGACGCGCGAGGAAGCGCUUAAGAGAAUUGGCGUCAGUCCGCAAUGCGGGUUCGCUAGCCACCACCUUGGCAACGCCGUGACGCGAGACGACAUGAUUGCAAAGCUAAAGCUAGUGAGAAAGCUCGCUGAUACGAUCUGGCCGGGUGAGCCAUAGAGAGAAAUAGUAUGUAUAUUAUAUUAUAUAUAUGGUGAUGGUGAUGAUGCUUGAGCGGAGUCGAAAUUAUGUAUUCAACAUGCAGAUUUGGAGCGGGAAGCUGAGAACUAGAACAGAACAAACGCUAGAAAAUCCCGAUAUCGGGUUUCUUAUAACUCGAUAGGCGUGAUUACCUAAUUGUAUACAUGCAACGUGCCACGAAGCAUGAAUGCUGUACGAAUUUAGUGAGUCCGACGAUAGGUAGAAAAUUGUGUGAAACUUGAAGUUGUGGGCUUGUCCUAAUUCUA
Daldinia loculata is the source of this 1496-nucleotide messenger RNA. RefSeq names its product UROD/MetE-like protein. The record is from RefSeq and is a predicted model, not a curated record. Bases 1 to 1209 code for a protein of 402 amino acids. Lineage: Eukaryota; Fungi; Ascomycota; Sordariomycetes; Xylariales; Hypoxylaceae. Gene Ontology annotation, molecular function: zinc ion binding; 5-methyltetrahydropteroyltriglutamate-homocysteine S-methyltransferase activity. The transcript has 5 exons.